This is a messenger RNA of Schistocerca cancellata (South American locust), 2116 nucleotides long. RefSeq lists its product as uncharacterized. The transcript has 6 exons. The record is from RefSeq and is a predicted model, not a curated record. Lineage: Eukaryota; Metazoa; Arthropoda; Insecta; Orthoptera; Acrididae. Bases 72 to 554 code for a protein of 160 amino acids.
GGCCACGCGAGAAGUUGCCGCUGCCGCCCGGCUGCUGCGACUGGGGCGAGCUCGUCUUCGCCCACAGGACCAUGAGCGAGCCGUCGAGCGAGGACCCUUCGUCUGGGGGCGAGGGCUCCGGCAGCGGAGCCGGCGGGGGCGGCGCGGGCGGCGCGCCCGGCAACAAGGACAGCAAGCUGUACGAGAAGCCCAGCGGCGGCAAGAAGAAGCUGCUGCGCCUGCUCACCGUACUCGCCUACGUCAUGUCGGUGUCCAUGGCGGCCAUCAUGCUGUCGCUGUACUACGUCUUCCUGUGGGACCCGCACGGCACGGGCCCCCGCUACGGCCACCUGGCGGCCGACCCGCAACCGCCCCUCAACUACACCCAAGAGGUUUCGGAGUCGACGCCUCUAUGUUCAGAGAUAGACGAUGGAAGUUCUCCACAAUUUCAACCACUGCAUCAGCAAGUGGAAGCUAGCAGUAACAUCACCAGCAAUCUGACAUCACUGGUUUCAAGUCCACCUGUUCCGCACACAACAAUGAACCAGACAGCAUCUGAACAACUGGCUACAUAAAGUGGUACUGUGGCAGUGCAACCCAUGUUUCCUCAAUGUCCGAUGCGAAUUAUUUCCUUAUUUGGGUAUGAAAUCAUGAACUUCGCAUAAGAAAACUAUUGGUUUCAUGUUCACAAGCUGCUGCAAUAAACUGAUGCUGCUCCGGAUGCUGGACAAAAAAUCAAGAAAAUGCAGAGACAACUAGAAUAUUAAUCAUAAAUCAUAACUUUGAUACUGAAGAUUUACAGAGGUUUUUAAGUUGUGGAUGCUUGUGAUAUGAUGAAGUAAUUCCAUGGCAUCAAGACUGAUAAUUAUUUAGUGUGCUUCAAACUUAGGCUACAGUAUCAUUUUUGUCCCCUCCUUAUGGCUUUUUACCUUAUUUUUGUUGUGGACGUCACAUUAUAUUUAGACUGUUAAGUUUUUUGUGCUCUAAUCUUAGUAUCAACAACAAUAGUUAAGACCACAAUUGCAGAUCUUAAUGUAAAAAAUUGUAAUAUAUAUAUAAUGCUGAAGCAAUCAGCACAAUUUUAAAGGAGACAAUAGGAAAACAAUAAAAUAAUGUACCAGUGAAAUAUUUUUAAUGUUUUAUAUGCUGUGAAGACUAUGAAGAUAAUGUUACCGCUCUACUACUAUGUAAAUUAAAUAACUGCAUUUUGAUGGAAUUAAAAAACAUGAAAAUUUUACAAUAUCCAGUUCCAUAAAAGAUAAGUUAAAUAUUAACAUAAAACACACACACACACACACACACACACACACACACACACACACACACACACACACACACAGAGAGAGAGAGAGAGAGAGAGAGAGAGAGAGAGAGAGAGAGAGAGAGAGAGAAAUGGAUGGUUGUGGGAACACUUUACUAUACUGUGUUGUGUUAUGUACAUGUCUUUUUAAAGACACAGUAAUUCUUUCGUCUGCAUGAAAAUUUCUCCUAAUUCUAAGGUGAAACAGUUUUAUAAAAACUAUGUUAGUUGUUGAUUGUUACACAAUUUUUAAUAAAUAUAUAGAAAUUUUUUUACUGUUUUAAUACAACUGUCAGCAUUUUCUAAAUCAUUUACUUCCAUCACUGCUAAACCACUGCCUCCAUAUCACCAUCAUUACUUCGUGUUAACUGUCAAUAAUAUGGCAAAAUAAUAUUUUAAAAGUUAACUCCUUUCACAUCAGAGAACCACACAUGACAUCAUUUAAAUCUGCGGUUUUUUUAAGUUUGAAAAUAAGAAUUUGUCAUAGUGUACGACCAGUUUCUUGAGGUCUGCAAGGAGAAGUGGUCACAAGCACUUCUCCAUAUGAUACAUGCAACAACAGUGCAGGAAUGUAACAAACAUCUGAAGGGUACUUUUCUAGAUGCACCCUUCUAUUUUCAUGAACAAAACUGCUGCUGAUGUGGUGUCUUUCGCUGACUGCACUACAUGCAACAAUAGUCCAGGAAUGUAACUGAAACAUUUUAAGGUGACAUUUCCAGAUGCACCUUUCUAUUUCCAUUAACAAAAGUGCUCCUGCUAGGGUAUCUUUUGCUGACUUCACUGUAAACAGUUCCUGUGUUACGUUAUAUUGAAGUCAUCAUUAACAGUACAGUGUUA